AUGCUCCUCAUCGGCGCUGGAUGGCUCAUCUUGAGCGACCGCUAUGGCGUCUUCACUAACGCAGAGUACACUGCAGAGUACCGGCCACCCCCUCUCAACGAGCGGAACGUGAGCUUGAUCAUGCUCCCAGCUGCGUGCUUCAUCGACAAGCAGCUUCACAAUGAAACCUUUGCCGUCUUCCAGGGCGAUCAAGCAAGGCUAGAUGCCGUCGGCGCGGUGAGCACUGGGGCUUACAGAUUUGAGACGGCGAUCUGGGGUUCUAUUAUGAAUUUCAACCUCAAACGGGAUGACACCACAGUGGAUGUGGUUCGGCCUGGUAGACCCAAGAAGUGGUGGAUGAAGAUGUUUGUGGUGAUGUACUGGUUCGCACCUUUGGUUGCGGGUGCUGCUGUGCUGGGGUGGACAAUGGUGUAUAUUGUGGGGAUCAAGGACUGGAUGCAUAACUCUGGGUGGAUAAGUGAAGAGGGGAAAUUCGAGAAAGGUAUUGUGCGCGGGUUUGGAGAGAUUGCUCCUCUUGUGGCUGUGGGCGCGGUAUUUUUGGCUGCUUUUGAGAAGUGGGUGUGGCCAGUUCCGAAAUUGAAGGAGGAUUGA
Podospora bellae-mahoneyi is the source of this 591-nucleotide messenger RNA. RefSeq lists its product as uncharacterized. The record is from RefSeq and is a predicted model, not a curated record. The transcript is spliced from 2 exons. Bases 1 to 591 code for a protein of 196 amino acids. Lineage: Eukaryota; Fungi; Ascomycota; Sordariomycetes; Sordariales; Podosporaceae.